Molecule: messenger RNA, 1322 nt
Organism: Moneuplotes crassus
Lineage: Eukaryota; Ciliophora; Spirotrichea; Euplotida; Euplotidae
Source: the annotation of a GenBank genome assembly
GGAUAAGUAUCUAAAAUAAAAAAUAAAGAUAUGGAAGGUGGAAAGAUUAAAGUAACAAAUCCUAUUGUCGAACUUGACGGUGACGAGAUGACCAGAAUCAUCUGGCAAGUCAUUAAGGAUGAACUUGUUCACCCAUACUUGGAUCUUGACAUUAAGUACUACGAUCUUGGUAUCCAGAAGAGAGAUGAGACUGAUGACCAGAUUACUAUUGAAGCUGCUGAAGCUAUUAAGGAGUACGGAGUUGGUAUUAAGUGCGCUACUAUCACUCCAGAUGAAGCCAGAGUUGAAGAAUUCGGCCUCAAGAAGAUGUGGAAGUCUCCAAAUGGUACUAUCAGAAACAUUCUCAAUGGAACUGUCUUCAGAGAACCUAUUGUCAUCGAUAAUAUCCCAAGACUUGUUCCAGGAUGGACUAAGCCAAUUAUCAUUGGAAGACAUGCUUUCGGAGAUCAAUACAAAGCCACUGACUUCAUUGCUGACAAGCCAGGAAAGUUCAAGAUCCAAUUCGUCCCAGAAGACGGAUCUGAAGCCACUGAGAUGGAUGUCUUCGAAUUCAAGGACAGAGGUAUUUUGAUGGGAAUGUACAACACCGAUGAGAGUAUCAAGGGAUUCGCUCACUCAAGCUUCAAAUAUGCCAUCAACAGAAAGUACCCACUCUACUUGUCUACCAAGAACACCAUCCUGAAGAAAUACGACGGAAGAUUCAAAGACAUUUUCGCUGAAGUACAUGAGGAAUACAAGGAAGAAAUGGAAAACCUAGGUAUCUGGUAUGAACAUAGAUUGAUUGAUGACAUGGUUGCCUACGCUCUUAAGGCUGAAGGAGGUUUCGUCUGGGCCUGUAAGAACUAUGAUGGUGAUGUUCAAUCAGACACUGUCGCUCAGGGAUAUGGAUCACUCGGGUUAAUGACUUCCGUUCUCCUCUCCCCAACUGGAGCUGUUGAAGCAGAAGCUGCCCAUGGUACCGUCACCAGACACUACAGACAACACCAAGAAGGAAAGCCAACCUCCACCAAUCCAGUUGCCAGUAUCUUUGCUUGGACUAGAGGACUCACCCAGAGAGCCAAAGUAGACGGAAACGACGCAUUGGCCAAAUGGUCUGAGAUCAUGGAAUCAUCUAUCAUUGAGACCAUUAAGUCAGGAAAGAUGACCAAAGAUUUAGCUAUCUGUGUUGCCGGAACCUCCAGCGUUGACGAGUCAACCUACCAAACAACUACCGACUUCAUUGCUUCCAUCAAGGCUACCUUUGAUACCAACUGGAACAAAAUCAAGGACACUCUCUAAAUUUAAUUCCAUAGUGUGAAGAGGCUAUUAAAUCUAUAGACGUC